Pteropus alecto (black flying fox) is the source of this 1955-nucleotide messenger RNA. It is a transcript of the gene RMP64, whose product is annotated as nucleolus and neural progenitor protein. Bases 72 to 1766 code for a protein of 564 amino acids. Gene Ontology annotation, cellular component: nucleus. Gene Ontology annotation, biological process: positive regulation of Notch signaling pathway. The transcript is spliced from 9 exons. The record is from RefSeq and is a predicted model, not a curated record. NCBI's taxonomy places the organism in Eukaryota, Metazoa, Chordata, Mammalia, Chiroptera, Pteropodidae.
CCUUCGGUGAGGCUUCACUGUCUCGUCCGCCUCCGCCUCCGCCUUGCCCCGUCCCUCCCCGGCCUCUCCUGAUGGCUGUGGUGCUGCCGGGCCCGGAGCCUUGGAACCGCGUGAGGAUCCCUAGGCCGGGGAGCCGCAGCGCAGUGACUGUACAGGACCCCGGCGUGGCCUUGGACCUUUGUAUUGCAGCUGUUAUUAAAGAAUGCUGUCUUGUUACACUGUCGCUGAAGAGCCAAACCUUAGAUGCAGAAACAGAUGUGUUAUGCGCAGUCCUUUACAGCAAUCACAACAGAAUGGGUCGCCACAAGCCCCAUUUGGCCCUCAAACAGGUUGAACAAUGUUUAAAACGUUUGAAAAACAUGAAUUUGGAGGGUUCAAUUCAAGAUUUGUCUGAGUUGUUUUCUUCCAAUGAAAAUCAGCCUGUACCUACCAAAGCAUGUGUCGUCCCCAGCCAACCAGUUUUGGAACUGGUGCUGAUGAAGAUUUUGGGAGCCUGCAAAUUGUUACUUCGUUUGUUAGACUGUUGCUGCAAGACAUUUCUCUUGACUGUGAAACAUCUAGGUUUGCAAGAAUUCAUUAUUUUAAACCUUGUGAUGGUUGGGCUGGUGAGCAGAUUAUGGGUUCUCUAUAAAGGUGUUUUAAAAAGGCUGAUUUCUUUAUAUGGACCAUUGUUUGGAUUGCUUCAAGAGGUCUCUAGGAUUCAACCAUUGCCUUACUUCAAAGAUUUUACCUUUCCUUCUGAUAUUGCUGAAUUUUUAGGACAGCCGUAUUGUGAGCUAUUUAAGAAAAAAAUGCCUACAGAUUUUGCAGCUAAAGGAGUAACUAAAUUACUAAAUAAGCUGUUUUUAACAAAAGAGCAAUCACUAAGGUGCAGUGAAGAAACUUUACUUAGAAUUUCCAAAAAAGCUAAACAAAUGAAGAUCAAUGUACAGAAUAGUGUGGAUCUUGGACAACCAGUAAAGAAUAAGAAAAUCUUCAAAGAAAAGUCAACAGAAUUUGAUCUGAGGGCUUUCUGCAAACAACUGAAACACAAAGCUAUUCAGGAGGCCAGCUCUGAGUUUAAAUGUCCUAAAUCCCAACUAAAGGCAACCAAAAAUUCUUCUCAGAAAGCGACAGGAACUCCUUGUGCCCAAAGUUUUGUGCAAAGAUUUCAAGAGGCUGAGACUUUCAUACAACUCUCUGAAGAAAUUCAAAUGGCGAUUCUGUGGUGCAGGAGCAAAAAACUCAAGGCUCAGGCUUCCUUUCUGGGCAACAAACUUCUUAAAAGUAACCGGCUUAAACAUGUGGAAGCUCAAGGUUAUAGUUUGCCCAAGAAACUAGAGUGCCUAAAAACAUCUAUUUGCAACUGCCUUCUUCGUGGCUUAGGUAGCAAAACUUCAAAGCAUCAACUGAGACAAAGAAGAUCACAGAGCAAAUUUUUACUGAGACAGAGAAAACCACAGAGAAAGUUGCAGUCGACUCUUUUAAAGGAAAUGCAGCAGUCUCCUCAUGGGACUCAAAAUGCUACAGAUACCAGUAAACAGAGACUAUCACACCAUGCAGUUCAUAGAACUAAUCUCCAUCCUAACAGUAAUCAACUCUUGAGUAGCAGAGUUUCAAAUCCUGUCAUACAAACUAAGGAGAAACAAAGUCAUGAAACUCUUACAGGAAGCAAAGAAAAUGAAACUGAUUUGAGGACAAUGAUGCAAAUAAAUAAACAUAAUACAUCAGAAACCAUUAAGGAGAUAAAUGACAUUGAUGAUAUUUUUGCUUUAAUGGGAGUUUAGAUGCUCAUAUGUGAGACUUUUAAAUGAUUAGCAAACUAGUCCAGUGUUCUGCUGUUUUAAGUGGAACUCUUGAGAUCUGGAAAGAUCUAUAAGUACCAUUUGGACUCAGAGAGGAGUUGAUUUAGUGCAACAAUGUACAGCAGUUCAUUUCUGUUCAAUAAACAUUUAUAGUAACUUUGUGUCAUUUAA